CUCUCUUUCACUCGGUCCCUCUCACUUACUCCCACUCUCUCUCUCUCUAAAAUAAAAUUAAAAAACAAACAAAAAAAAGAAUAUCUUCAGACUUUCCCAAAUGUUUGCUGGGGGAGCAAAACUGUCCCUCUCUGUUGAGAACCACUCUCCUAGAGGCCUAGGUUCCUGGGGGAAACGGUGGGGCUGGGGACUAAUGGAAAAGGGAGUUGUUAGUCACUCUGGGUCCAGAUGGAGCUACAGGGGAAGGCCUGCUGCUGCCUUAGUUCCUCCAUCUUUCAGGGUGCAUUGCCAGGGAGGCAGGCCACCCAGUUCUGAGUAAUCAGUCUUUGGCCUGACUCCAUGGAGCCUCAUUAAUUUCCCAUUAAUUACAUUAAUGAGAAGUUGGCCUGUUCUCUUCUCACUCAUUCCAGCCCUGCCUAGGGCUUAGGGACAAGUCACACCAAGUAAUGAGAACAAUUCAUAUGUUCUCCCAAAGUGUCUCUCUGGUCCUCCCAUGAACCCCACUGCCCUGAGCCCCUGGCUUCUUGACCUUUAGAUCUUGACCCCCUCCACUCCUUCUGCCUGCUCCACUUCCCCCAGAAAGGCAGCAGACGGUCCAGACACCCACUCUGUAUAGCCGAGUAGUAAGUGCUUACUGAUUGUCUACUGUGUGCCAGACACUAUCUCAGGUGACGGGGAAAGCAGCAGUGGUCAAGACAAAGACCUUGCCUGCAGGGUGCUUACUUUCCAUGAGAGGAGACACACUGUGAACAAAUCAAGUGAGCCAUAAAGAGGUGGUGAUUUGGACACCUGGACGCAUGACUUUCUCCUUGGCCCCAGUAGUCUGUCCCCCACAACUCCAGCCCCAGGUACUGCCACUUGGAAGUCCAGUGAAUGAAUUUUGACAGUCUUCUGAACUAACGCUUGCUCUAGGCAAGGAAUCAGGAGGAGGGAAAGAGGAAGACUCCAGGAGAUUCUAGAAGUGAGAUGUCUGUAUCUCUAUAUAGGGGUGAUAGGGGCUUGGAGGCAAAGUGAUGGCUGCUGGGCUGAUGUGGGAGAGGAGGGAAGGGGUGGGCUGAAGGCAGAGCCCCUGUACACCAAGCAUCUCUACCAAAGAACUCAGCCUCCGUUCCCAUCUGCGUCCCUGGUGAGGUGUGUGAUGUUGGGUCCUGGGCUUCUGUAUCAGUCUUGUAGCUUGUCUCUGUCACUGUCCCCACUGUAUCCACAUCUUGUGUCAACUCUGGACAUCUGGAAGCACCUGUCUCUGCAGUAGUGGACCAUGUGAGGUCUUUCCGCUUCUUUGCUCUUUCACCUGAUACUCAUGGAUGACUCCACCCAUGGCAAAAAGAGUGACCAUGUGUGAAUAAGGGGUGUGGAAAACAGGGCUGACGCGAGAGAAGUGGAAGGGCAAAUGUGAAGCUGGAGAACCAGAAUGUGAAUCUCCUCCCAGAACCUGAGCACCCAAUCACCCCCCCCCCAUCUGCCUCACCCAUCAGAGCCCAGUCCUUUUAGAACCCAGCAAUAUGCUCCCUAUCUCCUCAGAGCCCUGGAGGCUGCCCCCACCCAGUCCCCUCUCCCUCUGCUGGGGCUGGGUCAGGAGUCUGCCUACUCUGUGUUCCUUUUCCCAGAUCCCACCCAUUCAGCAGGUGCCCAGGUGCUUGGCUCUGUGACACAGCAGUUGCGGUCUCCUCUUAUCAGGGCACCCUUGUGGGGUGGGGCGGUUCCAUUUGCUUAAGGUUGAGACCUGGGGGGCCCCAGCCCUCAUGACGUCAAACAUGGAUCCAUUUAAGCUGAGAGGACCCCCGCCCAUGGUCCCAAGCAGCUGUCCAACUCCAACAUGGCCCAGCCAGCCCACUGCAUCCGCUCCUCCUUUGGCCUCCACUGCUGCCUCAUCUUCCUUUUAGCUUCUCAGGAGGCAGGUGCUAUCACAUUUCAAGAACUUCAGAAAAUUGGUGAUUCCCCAGCAUCUGAUAAUUUGUUCCCUCCUACUUCAGGCUUUGUUUAUAGUGCACUCCCUGAUCAUACUGCUCUUCAGUCAAGCCAUAGCCCUCUAGACCUCACUAAAUCUACAGAAACCCAUAAUCUAAAACGCAAUUGCAACACUACACACCAUCUGAAGCCGAUUUACAAACACAUAGGUAAUUCCCAAAACUCUACAAGUCAUCAUGAAGUUCUUCCUACUUCUGAAAAAACCCCGAGCAAUCAAGGAAAAGACCCAAAUGUUCGGAAUGGACGGUCUAUUGAUCCUACUGACUCUACUAACACACAUAAAGGAUCGUCUGGUGUAAAAUAUCCAACGUCAGCACCCAAGAUCAAAACAACUUGCCUUAAGUUCAAAUCAGUUACAGGAACAGAUAAAAGUGUAACAUCUUUGAGAAACAUUACUUCAGAGAGUAAAAGCGCUACUUCACAGAAGACCAUAAAUCCUGUCCACAACUCAGGAAAUUCGGAGAGCAAAAAAAUACCUAUGUAUUCCUCAGGCAAAAGCACAACAGCCCCAUCAGAUGAGGUUACAAGAACCCCACGAAGGUCAGAAAGAGCUGGAGAUCAUACAAUAGCUGCUAAUCUCAGAACUACAGUUGCCUCAGGCACAAUGAUGAUGAAGACUACAGGACGUAUAAACAGGACAUCAGCCAUUGAAAAGACCACACAAAUACCAGCAACACUUAGAGAACAUAGACACAGCACCAUAUCAGCUCAUAUAAAUAUCACAAAAUCACUAGAAAACUCACUAGAACAUGGAAAAGUAGCCACAUUGCCUUAUGAGAAGACUCCGGGAGUCCCAACAGAAUCUACAAAAUAUGGAGAAGAGACUACAUCAACCAAUAAGAAAACCACACUAACCCCCCAAAAGUCCAAGAAACAUGGACAGAACACCACUCCGGACAGCAGAAGGACCACAAGGGCCCCAGAAGGGCCCACUGACUAUGGUGAGAAGACAACCCUCGCCAAUGGGAAGACCAUGAGAGCCCCAGCAGGGCCCAAGGACCAUGAGAAGACCACCCCAGCCAACAGGGAGGUCACAAGACCCGUGGAAGGGCCUAAGAAUCAUGAGAAGAAGACCACUACAGUCAACGGGAAGACCACAAAUGCCCCAGAAAGCCCCAAGGGUCAUGGGGAGAAGACUACAUCAGCCAACGGGAUGAUCACAAGAACCCUAGAAGGGCCCAAGGACUAUGGGGAGAAGACCACCCCAGCCAAUGGGAAGACCAUGAGAGCCCCAUCAGGGUUCAAGGACCAUGAGAAGAUCACCCCAGCCAACAAGGAAAUCACAAGAUCCCUGGAAGGGCCUAAGGAUCAUGAGAAGAAGACCACUACAGUCAACAGGAAGAUCACAAGUGCCCCAGAAGGCCCCAAGGGACAUGAUGAGAAGACUACAUCAGCCAAUGGGGUGACCACAAGUGUCCCAGAAGGGCCCAAGGAACAUGAGGAAAAGACCACAAGAACUCCAGAAGGGCCCAAGGACCACAGGGAGAAGACCACCACAGUCAGGAAGAUCACAAGUGCCCCAGAAAGGUCCAAGAACCAUGAGGAAAGGACUACAUCUGCCAAUGGGAUGAUCACGAGAGCCCCAGAAGGCCCCAAGGAAUAUGGGAAGAAAACCACAAGAACCCUAGAAGGGCCCAAGGGCUCUGGUGAGAAGACAACGCCAGCUAAUGGGAAGACCACGGGAGCCCCAGAAGGGCCUGAGAACCAUGGGGGAAAGACCACUAGAGCCCUAGAAAGGACCAAGGACCACAGGGAGAAAAACACCCUGACCAAUGGGAAGACGACAAGAGCCCCAGAAGGGCCCACGGACCAUAGGGGGAAGACCACUAGAGCCCUAGAAGGGAUCAAAGACUAUGGUGAGAAGACAACCCUAGCCAAUGGGAAGACGAUGAGUGCCCCAGAAGGGCCCAAGGACCAUGGGAAGACCACCCCAGCCAACAGGGAGACCACAAGAGCCCUGGAAGGUCCCAAACAUCAUGGGGAGAAGACCACCACAGUCAACAGGAAGACCACUAGAGCCCUAGGGGGGCCCAACGACCAUCAGGAGAAGACCACCCUGGCCAAUGGUAAGACCACAAGAGUCCCAGCAGGGUCCAAGGAUGAUGGGGGUAAGACCACCAGAGCCCUACAAGGGUCCAAGGACCAUGGGGAGAAGACCACCAGAGCCCUAAAAGGGCCCAAGGACCAGAGGGAGAAGACCACCCCAGCCAACAGGAAGACCACAAGAGCUCCAGAAGGGCCCAGGAACCACGGGGAGAAGACUACACUGGCCAAUGGGAUAACCACGAGAGCCCCAGAAGUUCCUACAGACCAUGGGGAGAAAACCACCCCAACCAACAGGGAGACCACAAGAGCCCCAGAAGGGCCCAAGGACAAUGGAGAGAAAACAACACUGGCCAAUAGGAUGACCACGAGAGCCCCAGAAGGCCCCAAGGACCAUGAGGGGAAGACCACUAGAGCCCUAGAAGAGCCCAAGAACCAUGGGGAGAAGAACACAACGGUCAAUGGAAAGACCACAAGAGCCCGAGAAAUUCCCACAGACCAUGGGGAGAAGAUCAUCUCGGCCAACAGCAAUACCACAAGAGCCCCAGAGAGGCCCAAAGAACAUGGAGAAAAUGCCACUCCAGCCAAUAAGAAGACAACAAGAACUCAAGCCAAAUCUAUAAAACAUGGACUAAAGGCCACAUUGGCCACUGAGACCACAAAACCCCCAAGAAAACCUAAAGAAAGUGUAGGAAAAAACACAGCUUCCACAGAGACUAUAAGACCUCCAUUUAAUGUCACAGGAGACAAAUCUGUCACUAAUACCUCUCCUGGUUCAAAUAAAACUGAUGUUACCCACGGAGUACCCAUUGGUUCUUUUACACUCACCACAUCUCACAUAGAGCUGAGUUCCAUCAUGUCAGAAGCCCCAGGCAACCAAAACCAUCCAUAUCAGAACAAAGAUGGCUCACAGGGAGGUCUUCGUGCUGGAGGAAUGAGGGAGAAUGAUUCAUUCCCUGCAUGGGCCAUAGUUAUUGUGGUCCUGGUGGCUGUGAUUCUCUUCCUGGUGUUCCUUGGCCUUAUCUUCUUGAUUGCCUGUACGAUGAAAACACGCCGUGCACUGGUCCAAAACACAGAGGACAAUGACCCAGAGGAUGAUGGGGGCCCUAAUUCCUACCCAGUCUACCUGAUGGAGCAGCAGACUCUUGGCAAGGGCCAGAUCCCUUCCCCACGGUGAUCCUUCAGAAAGGUCCCAGCUCUUCCAUGCCCUUCCUAAGAUGAGGAAUUAGACUCACCAUUCCUAUUUCCUGGACACCAGGAAGGGCAGAGUACUGGCAGUUAACAGCAUUAACUCUUCAUCAGCUGUGUUCUUAUUGAAACUGGUCAAGGGAUGAGGUGAUAAGCAAGAAGGAGAAGCAAGAAGGGAGAUAAAGAAGAAAGAAUGAAUAAUGCAAGUGUUCUCUGCAGAAGAUGGUGGUCUUGGAAUGAAAACAUGUUUGAUGGACACAUGAGGUAGACACCAACAUAGGACACUGAGUCUUGGGAGGAGCAGCAUGACUAAAGGAAGUUUGGGAGCCUUAGAAGGCAAUGCCUCAUAUCUGACUGUGAGUUGGAGAUUGAGGACAGAGUUCCUGGGUGUCAGGACCAAUCUAUAAUAUUUCCAUGUACUAUUACUUAGAUUUUGUGUAUAAGCAGGCUCGUCUUUGACUUCCCAGAACACUUGCCUACCUCCUUUUUAAAAUGAAAAAAGUAGAAUCUGAGAAGAAAAGAGAACUUAUUUCCUUCACCCUCUCUAUACCAAGGAGAAAGGAAAAUUCCAGAAAAGAUCAUAAAUGUCUCUCAUCCAGAUGGUUCUUCCCUCUUCCUUCUGAAUUCUUUAGUUUUUUCUAAAUGUCUACAGUAGACAUCCUGCUGGUCUGGCUUUCUGGGUUGUGGGUGGCACAGAGGGAGGGAUUUUUGUGUGGUCUGCAGUCUUAUCCAUUUAUCCCCAUUCCAGACUGUCCCUGAUGGUGUUCCCCACUCAUUAUUUAUUUUCCUGUCAGUUCUACCAAAAGCCAGUCCAGGCUUUUUCCUAGAAGAGUCACUUGCCUUCUCCACUGCCCCCAUUCUCUCUCUACUCACACUUUCACCCCAGAUUUUUAUAUUCCCCCUUGUAGGCAUAUCAUCUGGAUUUUCUCUCCAACUUAUUAAAGCCCUUUCACCUAUUA
Messenger RNA from Felis catus (domestic cat), 6158 nucleotides. It is a transcript of the gene MUCL3, whose product is annotated as mucin like 3. NCBI's taxonomy places the organism in Eukaryota, Metazoa, Chordata, Mammalia, Carnivora, Felidae. The record is from RefSeq and is a predicted model, not a curated record. Bases 1817 to 5188 code for a protein of 1123 amino acids. The transcript has 3 exons.